UUGACUUCGACCUGAUCUGAGAUUAGACUGACUGACUCUCUCUCUCUCUCUCUCUAAACAUGAGCGUCAGUUCAACACGGAGCAGCGAGGACAUCGACGAGCUCGAAGCUGUAAGCUGGUAUCAUUAUGAUUUGUCCCGGCAUGCAGCUGAAGCUCUUCUCCUUUCGAAUGGGGUAGAUGGGAAUUUUUUACUCAGAAACAGCAACAAGGGUGUUGACUGCUUCGCCUUGUCUGUACGAGCAAAGGAUUCAGUGAAACACUUUCAUGUCCGCCGGCAGUUUGGCAGAUAUUGCUUUGGCUUCAAUGAAUUUCCUUCCCUACAAGAUUUUUGCAGUCACCUAGCCAAUCAGCCCUUGCUAGGCAGUGAGACAGGAAAUCUGAUAGUGCUGCGGUUCCCAUAUCCACGGCAAGUGGAAGAGCCAUCGAUUUAUGAGACUGUGUGUGUGCAUACUGCCAUGCAGACUGGCCGACAUGAGAACGACCUGGUGCCUAAUGCUCCAGCACUUGGAACUAAAGAAGGUUAUCUGGUUAAGCAAGGAGCAUUUAUCAAGAACUGGAAGCAGAGAUGGUUCACACUGAAUAGAUAUGAACUGAAAUAUUUCAAAGACAAAAUGUUUGUGGAGCCGAUUCGGACCCUGGACCUGACGGAGUGCUCUGCUGUCCAGUUCGAUUACAGUCAGGAAAGAGUAAACUGCUUCUGUCUGGUGUUUCCUGAGAGAACCUUUUAUUUGUGUGCAAAAUCCGGAGCUGAGGCAGAUGAAUGGAUUAAAAUACUACGAUGGAAACUGUCACAGGUCAAGAAAGGUAGAUGAUGCUCACGAUGGAAAGAAGAAAAACUGGAGCAAAUAAGAGUUGUGUGCUGCUGUCUUUGUGAUUACACAAGAUACAUUAACUGCAUAGGAUUUCCCAUGGAGCAGUUAUAAAGAGUCUGGAAGCUGUGUUGGCAUUCUAACUGACAGUAGGUUUUUGUUUUUGUGUUUACAGACACUGAUUUUUUUUAUUCUUCUCCAACCCAAGAUAUAUUUGCAGCAUGAAGAUAAAUGUACCUUUAAAGAGUGUCUGCUCCCAAACGUAUCUAAAUAAACCCUUACUAUAUACAGUAUAUUGGAAGUAACAAUGCUUCCAGAAUAAGACCUUAUAAUGAUGAUGCAUUUUUGGGCCAAACUGGGUGUCCGUCACUCUUGGUUUUUACUAAAACAACAUCUAUAUGUAAAUCCACAUAGAAUCUGUGCAGAAUUAUCCACAGAUCCCACCAUUAAGUCUUUAUUUACUAGUGUAAAUGUGUGUAAAUAUAUAUUUAUUCAGUUUUUAUAUUCAUUUCAGUAAUAUGAUUGAAUAGUAUGCAAGUGUUUAUAUGAUUUAUUUACAAUACAGUUUGUAAAGUACAUUUUUCUGUUUUUUAGCAGAUAUAUUAUGAGACUUGCUUUGUUUACCAAACAAGUGGAAUUGUAUUGUAAAGUUUAAAUAAAAGUUAUAGCGUUAUUAUUUUUGUAUUUCAUGUUUUAGGUUUUUAGUUGCUAUACGCCCAAACUUUUCUGCAGAAAUGUCAACAUAUGUCUGCAGAUUCUAUCUGGCACUGCCUAUAAAAUACUCCCAGUGGUAUUUCUGCAGACAAUAAGAUCUGCGGCCAACAAAGGUUAAUGAUUCUUAAAUAUUUUGUUCAUUAAGAUAAUCUGAAACAUAUCUGUAAUUCAAUUUGUAGCUUAAAUACAAUCACCAGAAGUCAAAUAUAAAUCAUACACUAAUAUAACAUGACAUCACAAUCAUCAAGUUUCCGGUCAAUCUUUAUUUAAAGCACAUUUUGAAUUCUUUGUGUGCGAGUAAAUACAAAAAAGUGGAAACAUGAGUACUUUUCCUGUUCAGUAUGAUGGUGUAUGAUGUCCUACUUGUUGCCAGCCGUAUUUAUAAUAAA
Danio aesculapii is the source of this 1912-nucleotide messenger RNA. RefSeq names its product dual adaptor of phosphotyrosine and 3-phosphoinositides (gene dapp1). The record is from RefSeq and is a predicted model, not a curated record. The transcript has 9 exons. Bases 60 to 812 code for a protein of 250 amino acids. Lineage: Eukaryota; Metazoa; Chordata; Actinopteri; Cypriniformes; Danionidae.